AUGACUAUUAAGUUUGUAGUUGGAGAGUGCACCCUAAAUAUCGUUAGCGCUUACGCGACACAUGCGGGCAUGAAUGAGGAGGUUAAAAGGCACUUCUGGGAGGGGUUGUAUGAGAUUGUGCGUAAUGUUCUGCCUGCUGAGAGGUUAUUUAUAGAAGGGGAUUCCAAUGGACAUAUUGGGUCGUCUACAAGUGGCUAUAGCGAGGUGCAUGAAGGCUUCAGUUUUGGGGAUAUGAACGGAGGAGGUACUUCACUGUUGGAUUUCGUUAAGGCUUUUGAGUUGGUGAUUGCAAACUUAAGUUUUCCGAAGAGGGAGGAGUACUUGGUUACUUUCCAAAGUGCGGUGGCGAAGACUCAUAUUGACUAUCUCCUCCUCAGGAGAUGUGACAGAGGGCUGUGUAAGGAUUGCAAGGUUAUCUCGGGUGAAAUCCUCGCGACGCAGCAUAGGCUCUUAGUGAUAGACACUGGUAUUAUGUGGACAAUCGAGGAUCAUGUGGGGAGCCUUGACUAA
Molecule: messenger RNA, 510 nt
Organism: Nicotiana tabacum (common tobacco)
Lineage: Eukaryota; Viridiplantae; Streptophyta; Magnoliopsida; Solanales; Solanaceae
Source: RefSeq, a predicted model, not a curated record